AUGCUUGUAAUGAAUGCCAUGCGUCUAAGGUCAGGAAUAUUCAACAUCCUCCCCGGUCCCUUCAAAAUAUUCAUUUCGAGUAGGUCAGAUGUAGCGGAGAACGUACAGGAUGUCGCCGAUGUGUAUGCAACCAACAAACAUGCACCUACAGUGUUUCCAUGGUGGGGAAAGUUCAAGGCCAUCGUAGGCGAACAUCCCCUAAUAAGGAUGCAGCAAUCACUGGUGCGGACUCUAGGCAAAUCUGGUGAUCAGACACCGAAUACUCAAACGCCAAUGGUACCAGUGGCAACUGUACAGGUCACACAAGACGUCACUGUCGGUAGUCAUUCGAGUAACGACCAAAAUGAUGCAGCUGUGGAGGAUAGUACCAAUGUUUGUCGUUCACCUAAGCAAUGUAACUGCAUCACUCUUCCGGAGGAAAAUCAUGGCAAAUCUACCGUGAGCUCUUCACCCGAGGAUUUCUCGAGGUUGUCAAAUAUGGAGACUUAUCUAGGCACUCCUAUGAUUGAACAUGAAUUCUUAUGGGAUUUUGGUUCCGAUGAAGGACAAGACGUCUUCAAUUCGGUAGGGCUUGAGAAACCCUCUAGUGUAGGUACUGCGAAUGACUCCGGAUAUGGAGAUUCGGAAUUUGAUUUUUCAAUUCAUGAAGUAACCUCCACUAUCAACUCCCAUCAUGAUUUUAGGAGUCCCAAGAGGCAAAGAACAAGUCCAGUGCCGACUCCACCAAUCCCCGAGCCACAACUCUUUGAGAAACGGCCUCAUUCCGAAUCAUCUGACAAACAACCUCAACAGUCUCAGAUAGACACGCCAUGGAUGUCUCAGUCCCAGCUUUAUACGCGGCCAACAGUUUUAAUGCGGCAUCACAACAGCUACUCCCGUGAGAUAAAUGACUAUUCGGAGAAUAGUCCUUCGUUGGGUGCAGAUUCCGGUAUUAAUCGUGGUUUCAUCUCUCACCCGAUGGCCGGUCAAACGAAUAGAACUCAUCCUAGUUUGGAUCACAUGUCACAGAAUACACGAGAUGAUUCCCUCUCAUUUACGGCCCGAUCUCAACACCUACCCUUUGCUAUCUCUCCCCCAAUCGUAUCAUCCGAAGCUUCUUGCCGGUUCACAUCGAAAUGCUUCACAAUGAUCAGCAAACUCCAGAAAUUACUUCGAGAUCCUUCGUCACUAUCCCUCGAUGUAAUUCUCGCGACCAAUAAAAGUGUAGUGUCGGAGCUAUCCCAAAUAUUCGACAGCACACCGGGACUAAACACAACAAGAACUACUAGCCCGGAAGACUACGCAUCCGUUCACUCUGGGAGCCAGCCCGAUAAUAGCUACAAUAUAUCUCCAUCCAUGGAUUUUACGCUUCUCAUGCUCUACGUGAUUACUUUAAAACAUAUCCACGACCUCUAUUCACAAGCCUGCGUCAUGUUCAUGCAACAUGACCUCACCAAACGAACUCCCUCCAUUUCUUCUCCACGAAACACAUCUUCGAUUCCCAAUUCUCCUCCCCCAAAUACAUUUGGACUUCCGCAACUCGAUUUCGGUACGUUCAAGAUCGAUAUUGCGGACCAGAGGAGACUGUUCUCGGAGAUAAUAGCGAAGGAGCUCAGCAACUGCCUGAGUACUUGUACGAGGGUAAGGAGUUGUUUCUUGAUGCAGCCUGGCGAUAUAAGUGCACCUACAGGAUUAAUGGAAGAGACAUUUUUGGGUAUUGAAGAGGGAUUGCAGAGGAUGAUGAAGCAGAUGAAGAUUUGA
Messenger RNA from Sclerotinia sclerotiorum 1980 UF-70, 1740 nucleotides. RefSeq lists its product with no specific name. Bases 1 to 1740 code for a protein of 579 amino acids. The record is from RefSeq and is a predicted model, not a curated record. NCBI's taxonomy places the organism in Eukaryota, Fungi, Ascomycota, Leotiomycetes, Helotiales, Sclerotiniaceae. The transcript has 2 exons.